Pygoscelis adeliae (Adelie penguin) is the source of this 3886-nucleotide messenger RNA. RefSeq names its product retinitis pigmentosa GTPase regulator (gene RPGR). The record is from RefSeq and is a predicted model, not a curated record. Bases 1 to 3816 code for a protein of 1271 amino acids. Gene Ontology annotation, biological process: ubiquitin-dependent protein catabolic process; protein ubiquitination; visual perception. The transcript is spliced from 18 exons. Gene Ontology annotation, cellular component: photoreceptor outer segment. Gene Ontology annotation, molecular function: ubiquitin protein ligase activity. NCBI's taxonomy places the organism in Eukaryota, Metazoa, Chordata, Aves, Sphenisciformes, Spheniscidae.
AUGAAAGAGCCAGAAGAACUUGUCCCUGAAUCAGGUGCUGUUUUCACAUUUGGAAAAAGCAAAUUUGCAGAAGAUAUUCCUAGCAAGUUCUGGUUCAAAAAUGACAAGCCUGUACAUAUAUCAUGUGGAGAUGAACAUACCGCUAUUGUUACAGGGAAUGGUAAACUAUACAUGUUCGGCAGUAACAACUGGGGCCAAUUAGGACUAGGAUCAAAGAAGACUGUCAGCAAACCAACAUGUGUUAAAGCUUUAAAACCAGAAAAACCAAAACUUGCUGUUUGUGGAAGAAACCACACUUUAGUUUACACAGAAAAAGGAAAUGUGUAUGCUGCUGGAGGUAACAGCGAAGGUCAGUUGGGAUUAGGUGACACAGAGGAAAGGACCACAUUUCAUUUAAUUAGGUUUUUUACCAACCAGCCCAAGAUCAAACAGCUAGCAGCUGGAUCAUAUACCUCAGCAGCAGUAACUGAGGAUGGGCAGCUUUUUAUGUGGGGUGACAAUUCGGAAGGUCAAAUUGGCUUGGCUGAUGAAGCCUGUGUCAAUGUCCCUUGUCAAGUGGAUGUUGGAAAACCUGUUUCCUCUGUAUCCUGUGGAUAUUAUCACUCUGCCUUGAUAACAGGAGAUGGUGAGCUCUAUACUUUUGGAGAACCUGAGAAUGGGAAACUGGGAUUAUUGCCCGAACAGCUGAAGAACAAUAGAGUCCCACAGCCUGUACUGGGAAUUAUGGAAAAGGUUAAUAAGGUUGCUUGUGGUGGAGAACACACAGUGGUGCUGACAGAGACAGAUGUAUAUACUUUUGGACUUGGACAAUAUGGGCAGCUGGGACAUGGUACUUUUAUUUUUGAAACUUCAGUACCGAAGUCUGUGAAACACUUGAAGAGGCAUAAAAUAUGUAACAUUACAUGUGGGGAAAAUCAUACUGCUGUAAUUGCAGAGAAUGGCCUCAUGUUUACUUUUGGAGAUGGGCGACACGGCAAGUUAGGACUUGGAGAAGAGAAUUUUACAAAUCAGUUUGCUCCUACUCUGUGUUAUAAUUUCUUGAGGUUCACAGUCCUUUUGGUUGCUUGUGGUGGUUGUCACAUGCUAGUUUUUGCUGCUCCAAGACCUAAAGGAUCUGAAGAAAUACUCUUAGAAGAUUUAUGUGAGAGCCGUUUGACUGCUACUAUCUCUAAAAUGAGUGGAGACUCACUACUAACAAACACCUUACAACUAACAUCAGCACGAAUGCGACGUCGAGAGAGGGAAGAGUCACCAGAACAGUUUGUUCGAUUGGCACGAACUCUGCCUCCACUGGGACAAAGCUUCUUAAAAUCUUUAUUGCCUGUGACUAGCAACACUAGCCCACUCUGUUUUUCUGCAACAAGUCUUCCUAAAGCUGAACCUGUGAAGGAUAGAGACCAUGAAAAAGAAAAGAAUCAUCAGAAAGAUAAACCUGGUGAAGGCUCUGCAGAAGAAGAUUCAGAUAAUGAAAAUAAUGACAGAAACCUUGGAGAUACAACUGACAUCCUAAAUAUGACACAUGCGAUGAAAUUGAAUCCCAGUGACCAGUCGUUAAAAUUAUCACCACUCCAAAAACAAAAGAAGAACAAUAAAAAUGUGAAACUGAAAAGAGAUGGUAAGGGUGGGCUGAAAAACAAGGAUUCUCAUUUCAUGAAGGAGGGCUCAAAAUUAGACUCUGGCUCUUUACAAAAGCAGUCUUCACUUUCAGAAUCACCAGGACAAGAUAUAGAAAAAAGUAGUGCCUUUGUAGGGAAGCCUGUGGCCAAAAAAAAUACAAUGAAAGGUAAAUCUGAGCAUGCACAAAGUGUUAGCACUUUGAAAAGUUGUGUUCAACAAAUUACUGAGGAAAAAUGCAGAUUAGUGAAAAGGGAAAAAGAAUAUGUGGAAAAUCCUGAAUUUGUCAGAGAGGAAGUAACUUACAACCUUCCCACUGAAAAACAAAUUCUGACUGAAAAAACAAAUUCUUCCAAUCAAAAGUCAAAGGCUGUUAAGUCUAAGCAAUCCCUUAAAAUAGAUGUACUUCCUUUUGCAUCCAGGGAUCAGCCCCAGCCCGAUUCAUUAAUUGUACAAAAAUACAGUCCUGUUAAAAAGCAAGGAAGUCAAGAAGCAGUCGAAAGUCGAAACAAAAUAAAGGAUGUUGUUGAAAAAUCUGAUAAAUGUGAAAGAAUAUGCGUCAGAGGAGAAGAAAGUAGUGAAGAGCAGAGGGGUUUAAAACAAAAGGAUCAAUUUUUAAAACAAAUGGCUGUAACUAUGUCAUCAUCUUCAUCUGGGGAAAGUAGUAAUGAUCUUGCAAAAUACGUACGUAAGAGUAGGGAAAAAGAGGAGGACUACUAUGAAGACAGAGGGAUCCAGAAGGCAAUGAAAACAGUAGAAAAUGUGAAAGAUUUGGACUUAGAAAAAGAAGACAGUGAGAUUGAGGAGGUGCAAGCUACAAACAACGAGAAAGAAUAUGUAGAAGAGACUGAUAUAAAAAGUCUGAAUGAGGAAGAAACAAACUCUGAAGCUAAAUCUGAUGAAGACAGGCAGUUAGAAAUUAAGAAUGAGGAAGAAUCUAAUCAAGAGCAGGAGAGUGAAGUCAGUGAAAAGGGUGAAAGUGAAAAAGAAAAACUAGAUGAAACAGUUGACAGUGAAGGUGAACUAGGGGAGGAAGAAGAAGAGAGUGAGGUUAAAAAAGAUAGAUAUGACGUUUCAGUAGAAAGAGAUGAAGACGAAGAGGAAAAAGAUAAUGAGGAAGAAAAUGAAAGAGAGGAAUCACAGGCUGAAAGAGACAGUGAGAAUGAGGGUGCAGAAGAGAUUGAAGAGAUUAAUCAGGAAGAUGGCAAAGAGCAAGGAGAUGAGGAAGGCAGGUUGAUGGAGGAAGAAGAAGUGCCAAGUGAGGGAGAAGACAAGGAUAUGGAGGAGGAGGAGGGGUAUGCAAAAGAGGAAGACACUGGGGAAAAAAAGGAGGAACAGGUUAAAAGUGAGGGAAGAGAUGAGAGUGAGGAAGGAGGGAGGGAGGAAGAAGAGGUAUCCAAAGAAGAACAGGAAGAGGAAGAUGCAAAUAGGAGGACUAAGGAGGUGGGGGAGGAUGGAGUGGAAGAAGAAGGAGAAGAGGGAGAGGAUGAAGUGGAAGAGGAAAGAGAAGAUGAGGACGAGGAAGAGGAAGGAGCAGAGGCAGAAGCAAAAGGGGAGGAGGGGGAAGAAGAUGAAAACAAGGAGGAAGAGGAGUGGGAAAAUGAAGAAGAGGAAGGGGAAGAAGAAGGAGAAGAUGAAGUAGAGGGAGAAGGGGUCGAAGAAGAUGAGGGAGAAGGGGUCGAAGAAGAUGAGGGAGAAGGGAUGGAAGAAGAUGAGGGAGAAGAGGGAGUGGAAGAAGGAGAGGUAGAAGAGGGAGUGGAAGGAGAGGGAGAAGAGGGAGUGGAAGGAGAGGGAGAAGAGGGAGUAGAAGAAGGGGAGGGAGAAGAGGGAGAGGAAGGGGGGGGGGAGGGGGGGGAAGGAGAGGGAGAAGAGGGAGUGGAAGAAGGAGAGGGAGAAGAGGAAGGAGAGGGAGAAGAGGGAGUGGAGGAAGAAGAGGGAGAGGAGGAAGAGAAGGAAGAGGGAGGGGAGGAAGAAGAAGGGGGAGAGGGAGAAGAAAAAGGGGAAGAGGGAGAGGAGGAACAAGAAGAGGGAGAGGGGGAAGAAGGAGAAGAGGAGGAAGGGGAUGUAGGAGAGGAGGAAGAAGAGGAUGAGGGAGAGGAGGAAGAAGGAGAGGAAGAGUCCAAACAGCAUGUAGCAAAUGGUUUACAUAAUUCAGAACAAUUUUGGAACAACGUGCUACCUCAUUAUUUAACACUAAAGUAGCAUAGACUACUGGAAAUGCAUUUUAAGCCUAUUCAAGAAACGUUGGAACUAUGGCAGAUUGAUUUUUAUU